Molecule: messenger RNA, 4368 nt
Organism: Brassica rapa (field mustard)
Lineage: Eukaryota; Viridiplantae; Streptophyta; Magnoliopsida; Brassicales; Brassicaceae
Product: TSA1-like protein
Source: RefSeq, a predicted model, not a curated record
AAUCUGACACAAUGAACUGAAAAAUACCCAAAAUUUUAUCCAAACCAAUUUUUUUAAUUUGAAAAUUUUACCUGAAAUCAAAAACUAUAAUCGUAAAUCAAAAACUUAAGAAAAAAAUAUUCAUAAUACUGGAAACAUAUUCGAAAUAUCGAAAUAUACCUAAUAAACACAUAUUUAUGAUCGGAUCUAGGAUAGGACCCGAACUCAAACAAAGAAAUGCGGGUCCAAAAAAGACCAAAUAGGUUAUCUUCUCUGGACCUGAACUAAACCUAUAUUUGUGGGUCGAUUCGGUUUGUUUUUUUGAUCCGGAUAUAAUUCUCAUGCCUAAAAGAAACUUACAUAAAAGUGUAAAAUCUUAAAUAAACAAAUUUGUAGAUUAUAUAACUGUUAAAAAUUUGUUUUUCUAUAUAAUAAAACUUUGUAUUAUAAUAUAAUCUAACAAUUCCGCGCUUGGGGUUUUCCAAGCGCGGAUCAAAAUCUAGUUUAGUUUUAAAAUGGGCUUCUCAAAAGUUUUUAAUCUUUAUUCAUUUUUUGCAGGAGUUCCACCAGUGGGUGUGAGACAGGUCCAUCCUUUCCAAUGUUAGCGUUACCACUAGUCACCACGUUCACACUUGCACUGAACGUCGGCACAGCACCGUUGAUAUUGUUGAUAGACACAUUUACUGUCCUAAGCAUAGGCAAAGUGGUAAGCUUUGUCGGUAUACUCCCGAUGAGGUUGUUAUUAGAAAGAUCGAUCGUUUCCAAAGAAGUAAGCUUAGCAAAACUCGGAGAUAUCGUACCCGUGAGCUCAAACCUCCGUAGGUUAACCACUGUAACAUCACUUCCGGAACAAGUAAUCCCGGGCCAGCUAUCACACGGAUCAUUCCCUCUCCAGGCCGUGGCUAGCUUCACCGGAUAUACGACAGUGGGACGAAGCCGGUGAGCAUAUUAUGUUCUACAUUGAACGAUCUCAGAUACUGUAAACCGGAGAGAUCAGGGAUCGGACCGGAAACGUCAUUGUUUAGCAGAUCAACCUCGACGAGAUCGGAUAGUUUCCCGAGAUCCUGAGGGAGAGUCUCGGUGAUCCCUUUCUCUCUGAGCAGGAUCCUUGUGAUGCGGUUGUUUUCACCGCAUAUGACGCCGUCCCAUUUGCAAGGGUCAGGGUCCGACCAGUGGACGUCUGAUGUGAGGUUAAGGUAGGAUUUGAGGGAUUGCAUGAUCGUCGCAUCGUCCUAAGAAACAGUGAAAUUUAGGAGGGAGGAGGAAAAGAUGAGAGCUGGUCAUUUUCGUCGGGAAAAGUGAAACUGACUACUCGAGAGAUAGAGAAGAGAGUGUUGUGUGUGGACUACUCGAGAAGAAAGUGUUUGUUCGGGAGUGAAAAAUUGCUCUAUUAAUAAUUUUGAUUAAACAGUAUAAAAUGGGGAAAAUAUUCGUAGUCAAAACAAAUGAGAUUAUCUGCUAUGUUAAUGUUUGUAUAUAUCCUAAUUUAAUGUUUGUAUAUAUCCUGAAUGAUCAUAUUUUAAGUAAGAAGAUUGAAACUAUUGACUUGAUUGAAUGCAAAUUUGGUAACUCUCUGACCACUUCUAUGGUAAGAAGGAAACAUAUAAAAAAUCUACGCAUCAAGAUGAGAAAAAAAUGAUAUGGUCUUUGAUUUAUUAUUUUCUUAUCUAUAUCUUUUAUGCUGGAUAAAUAUUACAAACUAUAAAAAAUAUUACAAACCAUUUUAUAACUGAUAAUUUUAUAUGUAUGAUGAAAAUUCACGUAUGAGUGUAUCAUAUACGACAGUUUUUUGUAUGUAUUUCUAUUAUUAAUUUUUUUCGGCUCCAACUAAUAAUUAAGGAUAGAAUACUACCAUAUUUUUUAGGUAAUUUAUUUCAUAUUUUACGGAUAUCUAAUUUUCUAAAAUUUACUUUGCUUAAAAGUAUGAUUUCCAUAAAUCUAAUCUAUUAAAUUAGGAUCCUAUUUGAAUUUUACCAUGUCAUAUUUUAUUUUGAACCUAUUAAAUAUGUUGUGACCAAAUACAGAAAUACACUAUAUAUAUAAUAUUAAACAGAAUCUCGCUUAACAUCACUCCUAUAUUUAUGCUAAACAUAAUUAAUUAAUAUCUCAUUUCAUCAUAUAUAUUACAUUUCAUAUCAUUUUGACGUUUAACAAGGCUCCUUAUUUCCUUAUACAAAUUAUUUCAUUCAUCUAUCUAUUAAAUAGUAGGUAAACCAAAACAUUAAUAGUAUUAUUUUUUGGUGCAAAAUUAAUAGUAUUAUACCAAAUAAGACGUCAUACAUUUAGUAACAAAUCUCAUUCAACAUAUCAUGCAAUGUCAUUUUACUAUUAUACCAUUACAAAUAGGGUGGACCUUCGGAUACUCAUUCAGGUUCAGAUUGUGUAUUUCGGAUUUUUGGUAUAAAACAUGUUCGGUAUUUCUAUACUUCGAGUCGGACUCUGAUAUUUUCAGUUCAGGUUUGGUUAUCUCGCGUCAGAUUCGAAUAUUUAGAUUUUGAAUUUUUUUAAAAAAUUCUGCAUUUCUCAAAGUUUUGUAUUUAAAAAAAUAUAACUUUUUUUUUUGUUAAAGAAAAUUUGGAGACAAUAUUUUUAAAAUAAAAACACUAAUAUACAUAUUGGCUUUUUCUCACUAAUAUAAAAUAUUUUUAAAAUGGAGACAAUAUUUUUAAAAUAAAAACACUAAUAAAAACACUAAUAUAACUUUUUCUCAACUGGCUUUUUAUUUUUAGCAAAUUAAAUGAUUAACAAAUUUGGAGACAAUAUUUUUAAAAUAAAAACACUAAUUUGGUUAUUUAAAAAAAAUUGGAUAUAACUUUUGUUAAUGCAUGAAACAAAAAGCUUGGGCAAAUCGUUUUUUCGUAAUUAUAUGUAUAUUAUAUGAUCUUAAAGUAUAUUUAGUACCAAUAUAAAUAUUUUAAAUAUAAUAGGAGUUGUAAACUAGAAAUAUAAGGUUAAAUAUACAUAUGUUCGGAAUCUUCGAACAUCCAUUCGGGUUUAGAUAUUUUUCGCUCGGAUUUGGAUAUUCAUUUUCUUCUAAUUCAAUACUCAUUCGGGUAUCUUGCUAUUACGGUUCAGACUUUGGUUCAGGUUUUUCGAGUCGGGUUCAGAUAACGAGUAAAAUGUCCAGACCUAACUACAAAUAUUUUCAUUUGAUAAUCAAGAAAUGACAUAUUUAAUUUGAUUAUCAAUUUAUUAUAUAACUUAAUAUUGUUACCUUUCAUCAGUUGAGUUUCAUUAUUCUCAAACAAAAAAACCUUUAUAUAUAUAUUAAAUUACUUUACUAAAAAUAAAAACUGCAUUAAGCACGGGUUAUAAUCUAGUUACUCAUUGUAUUGGAAUAUCGGUUGUAUUGUAUUCGCUGAUACAAAAAUACAAAUAUAUACAACAUUAAAAUAAUUGAAACUAUAAUUUUAUUAAAUAUAGUAGGAUUAUUAAAGUUUUUUUUGGUCAACUAUAUAUAAAUUUAUAUAUAAAAACUCACAUAUAUUACUAGAAAUAUAGAUACGUAGUUGAAGAAAAGUAUCUCACACUAACACCGUCGUAUUAUACGCACCAACCGUACAAAUUUAUUUCACGAAAAUACGAAAUGGUAGAUCGAAGACCUUUAGACCACCUCCAUCGGGGGACUCCUAAGUGGAGUUUCAACCAAAAAGAACAAAAAAAUAAAUAAAAAAGGCAAAAAGAAGAAAGGACCGCGUCUUAAAUUGGGCUUUUUAGGACUGGUAAGGAACCCUUACGUGGCAAAAUCCUAUUCGACCAUCCCUUAAUUUCUCUCUCUCCUUCGCCUCGCGAAACCAUCGACUAACGAAACCAGUUUGGCUUCCUCCUCCAUUCUCGAUCAAUCUGUCUCCAAUCUGAGAAACCGAAUCUAUUUGGGAGCUUAUCAAACGGCGAUCAACAACAGCGAUAUCCCUAACCUCUCGCCGGACGACGCUGUGGAACACGACUGCCUCGUCUUCCGCUCUUACAUCUCCCUUGGGAUGUGCUCUGUAUUCAUUGAUGAACGUGGCCGAGAUCCACAAGUCAAGGAGCGUGCAGAGACUGAUAUAUCUGUUCCACAUGCUCCUGUUCGAGCUGCUACAAAAGGUCUUGGAGAGCAAAAGGCUAGUGAUUCAACUGAAGGCAAGGAUCAUGAUGACCACCUGGCAAGUAGGAAAAGUAUGCUUGAUGCUAUUGAACGUGAGUUUGAAGAUAUUUCAACACAUUCCUCUCUAUGAGUCUUGACAAAGUAUAUGAAUCCAAAUCAGAAUGUUAUAGGAAGAGUUUGCUUAUGUAUUAUUUUUCAUAUUCCAUGUAUCCAAUCAUUCAACUUUAGAAAAAAACUUAAUUUUUUUUUAAGAAACCUCAAUGAAGUUCUCCCAUUGAAUGAUGAGAAAAUUAAUUAGACUA